AUGCUUUCUCUCAUCUCAUCCAUUCAUUCACAAGACGCAAAUCAAACCAAUAAGUUCUACUUCAACUACCUCCUAAACCUUGGCGAAGAAGUUCAGAGUAUUAUUCUACCCUCAUUGACAAUUAUGCGUCUGAGCACCCCAUUAUUGGUGCUCGCCACCGGGCUAGCAGUAACAGUCCAAGCGGAUCGAUGGGAUAUCACAGGACUAUGUUCCCUCUUCGGCUGCAACUACAACACGGGAAAGUGGUACUAUAACGACGGUCGAUCAUUCAACUUUAAUCCCAACGAAGGAUGCCGAGUGCCUUACAUACCAGCAGUUAAGGAGUUUUGCAUGGACUGGGGAAACCGAAGGGCACACUUCUAUGAGGACAGUGGUAAGAGACGGUGCAUGAGGCAGGUGAGGGAUGAUUCUACCUUUUGUGGUACUGGCUGCCUCGAAGCCGACGUUGGAUGGGCGGAUACCGCAUGCACUUGGUAA
Messenger RNA from Cadophora gregata, 477 nucleotides. RefSeq lists its product as uncharacterized. The record is from RefSeq and is a predicted model, not a curated record. The transcript has 2 exons. NCBI's taxonomy places the organism in Eukaryota, Fungi, Ascomycota, Leotiomycetes, Helotiales, Ploettnerulaceae. The coding region runs from base 1 to 477 and encodes 158 amino acids.